This is a messenger RNA of Stylonychia lemnae, 2571 nucleotides long. NCBI's taxonomy places the organism in Eukaryota, Ciliophora, Spirotrichea, Sporadotrichida, Oxytrichidae. The record is from the annotation of a GenBank genome assembly.
AUGUCUCAAGAACAACACGCAAACCUUGGAAGUAUAGAACAAGUAUCCUCAGAAGAUGUUUCAUAGAGAGCUUUUGAAACUUAUCAAAAGUCAAACUUUAAAGAAACUCAAAAGAUGUUGGAUAAACUGAAAACUAACUUAGAAAAGGAUUCUAGAUAUUAGUAAAAUUUGUUCAUUACAGAGUAUUAUGCUAACAAAUGCAAAUUUCCUCAGAAAUAUCUUAGUGAUAUGGUUAAUUUAGCCUAAGAUAUGGUGCAAAUAACAAAAGCACCAGUCUGCUCUAUAAAAGCCGUUCAAGAAAACGGACUAUCUCAGCAACUUGUGCAGUUCGGAAAUCUUUAUCAGACUCAAAUAAAUCCUCCUUAUAGCAGUCCCUAGUAGUAUAAUGAUCAAACUCAAGGAAUUCAUGGCUAAAAUACUAGUGGAGGUGUUUAGCAUAGAACAGGUACAUCAACUAUUCAGAAAUCUAAUAACCAGUCAUCAAGUAAUGAUGGUGUCCAAGGAUUUCCAUUAAGUUUAGGAGAGGUAAAUCCCGUCCUAUUAUAUAAUAUUGCGGCAUUGAGCUAUCAGCUCUAGUAGUAUGGCAAAUCUCUAAGCUACUUAAUAGAAAUAUUGAAAAACCUUGAAUAAGUUGAGGAAUUCCUAAUGAUUAAGAGUUUAUUCUUAAUGCUUCAAAUACUUUAUGAAUUAAGAUAGCCAGCAUCAUCAUGGCCAAUUAUAGCUUAUUUAGAGCUAAAGCUUAGGGAAUUCUCUUAAAUCAUCUAGUAGAAGUAAUUAAUCAGAAAUUUUCAGCAUUAGGAAGAUCAAAAGUCAAACAAUUAAAACUAGGAAGAAUCAAAGUCAGAAGGUUCAGGCUCAGGAGAAUAACUAGAUGAGAGCGUGUUAAACAAGAAUAGUUUUUGCAUAGUGAACUCAUCUUAUCUCAGAAAACAUGCCAUAUCUCCAAAGAACAUGAAUAUUCAUGAGUAUAAGUUUUUGUUGCAUAGCUAUAAGGCUAUUUUCAUGAUACUUUAAGAUGAAAUUCAACUUGCUCAAGCUGAAAUAAAACUUGCUAGUGAAUUAAAAGAUAGAUAUGGGUAGGAUCCAGUUAAAGUAAAAACUCAAAUUAAUGUCCUCGCAAUGGUGCAGCAUCUUGGAAUGGUCAAUAACCUUAAAGCCUAGAUUUAUUUCAAAGAAGGGAAUUACCUAAAAUGUAUUAAAACAUUGACUUUAGAUGAGAAACCAAGCAGUAGUCCUCAUCCAUCCUGCAAGUAUUAAAAGCAUAGCGAUGAUCAAAGUAAAAAUGACUCAGUUUAUCAAAAGUGCUAAAACUCUUUUCCCCACUAUUAUUUUAAUAACUUGGGAAUCGUACACUUGAAACUCUAAAAAUAUAAUCUCGCUAUUUUCUAUUUCUCAAAAGCUCUCAAAUAUGUGGAAAAAAGCUAAAAUGGUUAACCAACUUUAUAAUUUGAUUAAGAAAAUCCAAAUGAGCAUAUAAGUCAUCUAAAUACGCAAAAAGUCUCAGAAAUUCUCUAUAACUACGGACUGGCUUUAUUCAAAGUUUAAAGAUACUAAGAGGCAUUCAGAUGCUUUGAAAAGGCUUCAUUAGUGCUUAGACACCAUCCAAGAACAUCAUAGCAUAAGAGAUUUGUAUUAAAUCAGCAAGGUGAUCCAUUGAAAAACUAAGAGAGCUUAGUUUCUGACUAUGAUCAAACCUAGCUAGAAAAACUAAAGUAGCAACAAUAAGAGAUUCUUAAAUCUCAGAAUUUGGGUUAUCAAUAAAAAUAGACUAAAGCUUAAUAGAAAAAAGAAAAACUAGCAUAGCAGCAAAAAUAGAGCCAAGUAAACAUGCCACCAGAUUCUAUGAGCCUGCAAAGCUCAAUAAUGUAUCUUUAAAAUGCAUUGAUGGGCAUUGAGGAGUAAAAAAAUAAUGAGAUUAACUACUCAAUGUAUAUUAAAUUUAUUCUCAGACAGCAAAAUAUCAACUAUCAUAUCAACAAUGAAAGAGUUUCAGCGACAUAAUACGGUUCUGCUUCAGGAGUAAACUAAACAAUAUCAGAUUCACUUUCAGAGUCAACUGACGCUUAAAGCAUUCUAAGUGGAGAAGAGAGCUCUUCAGUGAUGGAUUUCCCAUAGAAUUAACAAGAACUUAUAGCCUAUAAAUAAUUUACUGUGAUGCAAUAUAUUGCAGAGGCUCAUUCUAUGCUUGGCCAAUAUUAAUAGGCUCUAGAAUGCUUAAAGCUAGAAAAUGUUCUUGACAAUGAAGUGAGGCUUAAGGUUGACAACUUAGCGAACAGUAUGAGUGAAGAAAACCCAAUUACAUCAAAGAUCAUCCAACAAGUGAACAUUUGUGCAAUUUAGAUGAGUGCUGGUAAUAUGGAUCAAGCCAAAUUAGCUGUUGACUAAGUUCUUGAGACUCUAGAACUGAAACUAUAAACUACUGAAAUGGAGUCUAAGUACCUACUUCCUUCUUAUUUAAUCAACCUGCUGAUUUAUUUCUAUAUGAAAACAAAACCAGCAGUCUCAGGGUAGAUUUCAAUUGCUCAAAAAUCAAGAAACAAAUCAAAGACUAUGAUUAGAAAUUUCUCUUGA